UAUUCUGGCUCCUUCUUCGCUGCUAUUUAAGCUUCGUGGGCUGCCGUGAGGCGCCGUGCGUGCCUCCCCCCCACGAUCACCAUGGUUUGCUCUCCCCUCUCUCACGCUGUUAAAACUGGUUUGAUUUAACCGUCACAGGGGCGGUAAUAACGUCAUCAUGCAGUUGUGUGUUGAUUGGUUGGGGAGUUAGCCGGGCUGGUCAUAACUAUUAGCCCAACCGUCGAGGUGGGGGUGAGCUGCUGUUACUGGCUGCGCUGGGGCUGUCGGGGCCUCGCGGGUCGGGCUGGGGGGGCAGCGGGACGGCCCCUCCGCAGCGCUGGGCGCAGCCAGCCGUUUCGAGUCGGUAACGACGCCUGAGCCAACGCUAUGUCCGGCAGGAGUAAGCCCUGGUCUAGCUGCAGCUGCCCGGAGCUGGCCGCGGGGCAGCGAGUCGGAGCGGGCGGCCCAGGUGCUGCAGCCCGGCUGCCCCAGGAGGAGUCUGAGGCGCAAGGACGGGGUCGCAGGGCUAACCCCGGCCUGGGGGACCCCGCCAUUGUCAAGUCCCCCAGUGACCCCAAGCAGUACAGGUAUCUCACAUUACAAAAUGGCUUGUGUGCACUACUGAUUUCGGAUGCAAAUAACAUGGAUAGUGUUCUUUCGGAGGAGUCUUCGGAAUGGGAGGAUAAUGAUGAGACCGAGAUUGAAACUGAUGAAGAUGAUGACUGGGGAGCAGAGAUGGAUGAGGACAAGGAAAAUUAUGAGGAUGAUGACAAUGAUGGACAUGAUGAGGAGGAUCCCAAUAAUUCUGAUGAUACGGAAAUGGAAGAACUAACAGGAAAGGAAGAAGCAAAGAAGAGAAAUGAUACAGAGAAGCUGUCUGCAGCUGCUCUUUGUGUUGCUGUCGGCAGUUUCUGUGAUCCUGAGGAUCUGCCUGGGUUGGCACAUUUUCUGGAGCACAUGGUAUUUAUGGGCAGUUUGAAGUAUCCAGAUGAGAAUGGGUUUGACGCAUUCCUGAAGAAACAUGGGGGCAGUGACAAUGCUUCAACUGACUGUGAACGGACAGUCUUCCAUUUUGAUAUCCAACAGAAAUACUUCAAAGAAGCACUUGAUAGAUGGGCACAGUUCUUCAUUCACCCACUAAUGAUUAGGGAUGCUAUUGAUCGUGAAGUUGAGGCUGUCGAUAGUGAAUAUCAACUAGCAAGGCCCUCUGAUGCAAACAGAAGGGAGCUGCUACUUGGAAGCCUUGCCAGACCUGGGCAUCCAAUGAAGAAGUUUUUCUGGGGUAAUGCAGAGACACUAAAGCAUGAGCCUAAAAAGAGUAAUACUGAUAUCUACACCAGACUGAGGGAUUUUUGGCAGCACUAUUACUCUGCUCACUAUAUGAACCUAGUUGUCCAGUCUAAAG
Chelonoidis abingdonii (Abingdon island giant tortoise) is the source of this 1384-nucleotide messenger RNA. NCBI's taxonomy places the organism in Eukaryota, Metazoa, Chordata, Testudines, Testudinidae. The record is from RefSeq and is a predicted model, not a curated record.